Molecule: messenger RNA, 1560 nt
Organism: Spirodela intermedia
Lineage: Eukaryota; Viridiplantae; Streptophyta; Magnoliopsida; Alismatales; Araceae
Source: the annotation of a GenBank genome assembly
AUGUCGUCCAAGCAAGGUCGGCGUCGCUCCGAUUCCCGUCUCAUUUUUUUUGGUGUGCUGCUAUGAAUAUGUGCUUACGUGCGUGAAUGAUCGAUGUGUGCAGGCGGGAAGGCGAAGCCGCUCAAGCAGCCCAAAUCGGAGAAGAAAGAUUACGACGAGGUAUUUUUUUCUUCCGACCUUUUCAUCUGUUAUCAUUGACAACUGAUUGCAUCCGUUUUUCGGUUCUUGGCAUGAUCGUGAGUUGUACUGUUGUUCCCUGAUUAUGUAUUCGGAGAUGUCGAUUUGGUGAUUAGACCGGGAUGGCUUUUCUCACAUCUGUCCGUAUUUUUUUCCGUUAAUUGUAAAGGUGAUUGAUUUCUGUCUAACGAGCACUUGCUGUAGUUUAACCUCGGCCUUUUUUCCUGGGGCGGAAGAUUACGUUCGGACGUCAUUUUUUUCUAUAAGAUGUUUGGAAAAAAUAGCUGUUGUUUUUAUUGACUGCCAAUGAUUGACGCCAUUAUUUUAAUGGUUAGUAGGGUAAUGGAUUAUUGGGCAGACUUGAAUGGCGGACUGAAUUCCCAGCCGCGGAGCUUAUACAUGAUUCCAGGAAGUCUUAUAAUCUAAUUUUUAUAAUUUAAUUUAUUGAUUCUAUACGCGGAUGGAUGGAUGGAUGAAUAAAUGGAUUUUUAUCCCUACUUUUGCCCAACCUAUUCCAAAAUGGUGUGACAGUUUCCUUCUUCAAAGGAUUAACCCUAUCGGAAUCAUAUUGAUCACCAUUGAAUCGCAAUCAUUGAGCUGCAUUUCGAAUAAUUGCGGUGAGUGCUAGACACCACUUGCAUCUCUUUUUAGCUGUUUAAGAUUCUAAAAGCAGCCAUACCGGAUAUGCCUUUCGUGUUUCCACCUCGCCUCUAUCUGAAUCAGAUGCUUUUCGAUUCCCAUAUAUUUAUCUCGACAUCUCCUACAGCUGCAUGAGCAGAGAUCCUGCCUGAAUUAAGUAUUGGAUCGAGAUCAUGGUAUUUUCUGUCAAUCUAUGAAGACAUUUGUCAUCCCGAAGUUGAAUUUGUGCCGAGUUCAACCGCUCAGAUAUUUAUUCUCCAAUCAUUUUUAUUAUCCUGCCUUUUCUCACUGAUAUUCUGACUCAGCUCUCAUUUAUGUGGAUCUGUCAUCACAUUUAUCUCAUUAACUCUUUUCAUGUUUCCAGCAGAAUAUAAACUUGUAUGGCCUAUUUGUAAAACUCGCAAUAAGCCAUUUUUUUCAUGUUAUUGAUAGAUUUUGAUGCUGCUUAAUUUCAUUCGACCAACUUUCACUUUUAUUCCCCUUAGUGUUCGAAAUGACCCUUAUAUCGGUUUUCGUAGGCGGACCUUGCCCAUCUUCAGAAGAAAAAGGAUGAGGAGAAGGUAAACAACUCUUCACUCACUAACUAACCCAGACUUCCGCUUAAAUAUACUUCAUUUUUUAUUAUUUACGGUCCAAUGAUCAAACCUUUUUGUGGGAAAACAGGCCCUCAGAGACCUGAAAGCCAAAGCAUCACAGAAGGGAUCAUUCGGCGGAUCUGGGCUCAAGAAGAGCGGAAAGAAGUGA